Hevea brasiliensis (rubber tree) is the source of this 839-nucleotide messenger RNA. Its product is annotated as MATH domain and coiled-coil domain-containing protein At3g58250-like. The transcript is spliced from 5 exons. Gene Ontology annotation, molecular function: protein binding. The record is from RefSeq and is a predicted model, not a curated record. Lineage: Eukaryota; Viridiplantae; Streptophyta; Magnoliopsida; Malpighiales; Euphorbiaceae. The coding region runs from base 203 to 814 and encodes 203 amino acids.
UGAUAUGUAGUGAACUAAAAUGGCAUAUUUGACGAACUUGGUAUACAUUGUGAAGCACAAUGGUUUGGUUUGGUGAUUAAUGACCUAGAAACCUUAAAGUUUGUGCUCAUCCAUUCCCAAAUGAUUUCUCCAUAGGUACAUUGUCUUUCUUAUAUAAAAAGAUAAAAGCCCAUGCAACGAACUGUCUGGCCAAAGAACAGAUAUGGAGGAUAGAACUCUGCAUCCUGAUCCUUCUAGCCAUAGUGUACGAGUACUUGAAAUUUCAAGAUCAAAGAGAGAUGCUCCUCCUGCUCACUAUACGUUGAAGAUUGAGUCAUUCUCCCAGUUGUGCAGGAUACUUAGAGAUAAUGACCUUGAGAAAUAUGAAUCUGAUGAUUUUGAAGCUGGGGGCUACAAAUGGAAAAUGGUGCUUUAUCCUCAUGGAAAUUGGAAUAGAGGUGCGAAUGGUCACAUUUCUCUCUAUUUAGCCAUUGCAGAGGCAAAAGCUAUUCCUCCUGGAUCACAAGUUGAUGUGACCCUCAAAUUCUUUGUUUAUGAUCACAUUCGAGACACGUACUUAACGAUCCAAGAUGAUGAAAUGAGGCGUUACCAUUAUUUGAAGACUGAAAAUGGUUUUGACCAGCUAAUCUCACUCAAGAUGAAGAUUGAGAGAUUCUCAAAAUUACAAAAAGGUCGCAAUUUUUCAAAGGAAUUUUCUGUUGCAAAACAUAAUUGGCGGUUGAUGUUAUAUCCCAAAGGAGAUCCAAUGGCAGGAGGCAAUAGUCUGUCACUCUUUUUACAAUUACUUAACAACAGUGCUCAUAUCCUCAACUAAGAGUGUAUGCAGAAUAUAAGCUGAC